This is a messenger RNA of Colletotrichum godetiae, 2085 nucleotides long. RefSeq names its product fungal-specific transcription factor domain-containing protein. The transcript has 3 exons. NCBI's taxonomy places the organism in Eukaryota, Fungi, Ascomycota, Sordariomycetes, Glomerellales, Glomerellaceae. The record is from RefSeq and is a predicted model, not a curated record. Bases 138 to 2015 code for a protein of 625 amino acids.
AUGUCUCGGGCCACUCUGACAGGGGGUGGCUGGGCUGACUUGUGCGCGUUUCAUUGUUCGACAACAGGUGCUGGACCUGCAAGAGGCGUAAAGUUAAAUGCGAUGAGAGGGCCUCUGGCUGUGGGAAUUGUGAGAAGAUGAAGAUUGCUUGUGAAGGUUAUGGUAUCAAGCUUCAGUGGAUCAACGUUUCGAAUCCGUUUCUCGAGCAGGAGAAGCCUGGUAGUAGCAGUAAUGGCAGAGGGAGAAUACGGAUUGGCCGUACUACAGGGCCAGAGUAUCAGAUGAAAGACAUUGACUCCUUCUUGGCAUUCCUCGAAGAAGCACCAACCUCAAAGGGUAUCAUACAAGAAGGCCCUUUUGCUCUCUUCCAGGCCCACGACAGCAGUCAUGAACCCGGCCAAGUUUAUGACUUGGAAAGUCCGGAUGUUGCAGUCUCUGAUUGCUCAUUGGCCAACAGUGCUCACCACAACUCAGAAUCGACAGGGUCCCAAGAGGAUCCAACAGCCUCUCCAAUUUACACUGACUGCGCAAGCUCAAGUCCUUCUUUCUCCACGGCACGAGAGGACGGAUCUCCAUAUCAGGUUUGCUUCGAUGUGGAGCUCGUCAGAGCCUCGCAGGAUGAUCAAGCCACGCCAGAGUUCCAACUCCAAGAUGAAUUCAGCUCUUCGCUGGGUGACAUUGCGGGGCUGUUGGAGGACGCAAUCGAGCUAUUGCCAAUACAGCCGCAAAAUGAUAUUUCAUAUACGAGAUUGCCCCGACGGAUGUCUACCAGCAUAUCAGGCGACGCAGUCAUCGAUAGACUCAUGCAUCACUACGUGGAAAACAUCGCGAGUUUACUUCAACCGAUCCCACACCCCCAGAAUCCUUAUCGAAAGCUUUACGUCCCGGCAGCUCUCCAGGCAAUAUCGGAAUGGCUACCGAAAGCCAAGAUGGCCACACCGACCGUUUCUUCCGUCAUUUUCCACUCCCUCAUAGCAUCAUCUGCCUUCCAUCUCGGCAACUGUGGCCCCGAGCAGACGAAAUAUCUCACCCUCGGGUCGCAGCAUCGCCAAGUAGCGCUGCAUUGUUUACAGUCCGCCAUCAACCCCGCCAUGGCAACAUCGGAGUACAAGCUGCUCAUGGUGGCCAUGUUAUCAAUGGUGACCAUUAGCAAUUUCACGACAGGCAGUGAUGCUGACUUUGUGAUCCACCUGCAAGGCACAAAACAACUACGAAAAACGCGACGCCGAUGGAAAGUCAUCAGUAGAGCAACCCGGCAACUGAAUGAGAUUAGCGACUUCCUGUACCUUCUCACUCGCACAGUCUCAUUCUCCUUCACACCAGGACCGUGGCCGUCGGAGGGCGCAGAGGAUGUAGACGAGCCAAUCGCUUCGCAGGCGGAACCCGAUAGCUGCUUUGGGUACAUGUACGGCAUCACGCCUGCCAUCGCUGUGGAUGUUGAGGAGACGUGCCGACUGGCGGAGUAUCUUCUCUGGUACGAAGGCACAGAAGAGCCCAUCCCAGAGGGACUACUCGAAGCCUGCGAGAGCCUCGGCGACCGACUAUGCAAUUGGUCUCUAGACCUCGAAGACGUCCGCCAAGCGAUGAACCAGGACGCAGAAACCCUAGAAAUCUUUCAACACCACGCGAAUGCCUGGCAUUUAGCUGCGGUGAUCUACUACCACCGACGCAUCCAAAAGUGCCGCAGCGAAAACCACCACCAGCUCUUAGCCGAAAUCGCCGAACACAUGCACGCCGUCGAGGACAUCAAGACACGGUCGAAAUCUACAAAGACCAACUUUAUGGCCCCUAUAACGUGGCCUGCCUUUGUAGCCUCGUGCGACGCCCGCAACCGCGAACCUUGGGAGCGCUGGUGGGAGAGGAUCAAGUGCUACCGGGUUGCCAACAGCCGGACGCAGUGGAAGGUUGUCCAACGUUUGUGGGAAAGACGGGAUGAACUAGAGCAAGCGGGCGUCGGGACAUUUGAUUGGAUCCAGGCGUUUAAAGACUUUGGGAUUGCAUUGUUUCCAAUCUGAUCAUUAGAUUAUGCUGGCGCAAGGUAUGGGAUAGAGGAUCUAAGCGCUUUGAUGAUAAUCCUUCAGACCU